UCGAUGAUAUUCUCGGCGCCCUUCCGGAAGCUAAUGGUGCCGGUGAUGAUCAAAUCGGUUCGCGUGGAUCCCAAAGUGAUGUUCGCCGCCAUCGCCCGCAACCGCUCCAAAGAGGAGAUGAAGGAGAAGGAGGCGGUUCAGGAACAGGUCCGCGAGUGGCGGGACAUGAAUCUGGAUGAGGGCGAACAGGCCGGCUCUAUACUGGCCGAACUCGACCAGACCAACGAGAUAUUGGAUCAGCUGUACGAACGCUUCCACAUCUACAAGUCAAUGAUGCCCUUCUAUGUGGACUCAAACGCUAAAUUACUGGUCACUCACGGCUUGGAAGUGGAGAAUGUGAUGGCGUUUCCCAUUCCCCGAAAAGUGGACAAUCAGGACCUCGGCCUCGACUCCUAUGAGUUUCUGCCCAAUGAAGACCUGUGCGCUAUCGACCCGUGCGAUCGUCAAACGCUCAAUCAAUACUUGGAGUUAUGCAAAUCAAUGGCAUCUAUAAUCAAACGAAACGGUGCAGAAAAAAUUAAAUGCGAUUACAAUUACCGUAAUAUCGGCUCAGAUGUGAUUCAAGGCUACCGAAUGGCCAACAAUGAGAGUCACGUAAUGUUUAGAGCGUUGGACAAAAUAAUGCAGGCCGUGGCGCAGGACGACCACAACAACAACACCGCCGUAGCAGACAAUAACAUAGCUUAUAGAGUUUGGGCCGAUAUGCAGGACAGGCGAGAAUUUGAUCUCAACAAAGAUCUCAUUCAUCAGAUCCAGAGAAACGAGCGACUCAUCCGAAGUCUCGUUGAUAUCGUCAAUGAGAAUCUGGUGCCGCAGAAGACGAUUAAAGUGUUGGAGAUAAACGCGAUGGGAGGCGCGCAGGUGUUGGCCCGGGAGGUGGAGAAGUAUGUGGCCGACUAUCACAUGUAUCCGAUUGAUGUCGAGUAUAAGCUGGCGGUGACCGCGAAGGAGGGCUGUCCGGAGUCGUUGGCCGACAGGACUGCG
Messenger RNA from Medioppia subpectinata, 984 nucleotides. The record is from the annotation of a GenBank genome assembly. NCBI's taxonomy places the organism in Eukaryota, Metazoa, Arthropoda, Arachnida, Sarcoptiformes, Oppiidae.